Molecule: messenger RNA, 177 nt
Organism: Amoebophrya sp. A25
Lineage: Eukaryota; Dinophyceae; Syndiniales; Amoebophryaceae
Source: the annotation of a GenBank genome assembly
GAUCGCCUUCAGUCUGAAGGUCGCCUUCGGUCCAACGAUCGCCGUUGGUCCAUAGGUCGGGGGUCCAGGUGUCUUAGGUCGACGGUUUUUCUUCGGCUGCUUCUCUGUCUUUGGACUUCUCUCGCCAGCUUGCGCCCCUACCCCCGUCGGGCAUUUUUCUGGCUUCUUUUCUGGUAG